Messenger RNA from Lactuca saligna, 1247 nucleotides. NCBI's taxonomy places the organism in Eukaryota, Viridiplantae, Streptophyta, Magnoliopsida, Asterales, Asteraceae. The record is from the annotation of a GenBank genome assembly.
AUGUUACCCUCAAAAUCCCUUAUCCGUUUUCGAUCAGUUUGCAAAUCAUGGCAUUCUCUCAUUUCUUCCCCCGAAUUCAGCCCAACUCAUCUGCACAAUUUCAAUAAAUUCAACUCUCGCAAUCUUGUUCGAUGUUGUCUAUGGACAGAGAAAAAGGAAGUAUACACAGUCCAUCACGAUGAUCAACAUCUUACUCUUGAUGCCCCCAUUGAUUUCCCCUUCAAUCUUCUUCGUGAUGAAUAUGGAACCAUCUUUUUUACACUCAUCGCGUGUUGCAAAGGCGUUGUUUGCCUCUAUAAUGAAAGAUCCCCAAAAAAUGAAAUCCUACUUUGGAAUCCUUCAAUUAGAAGGAAAGUAACCCUAACUCCUCGUUCAUAUAGGUCGGAACUUACUCUCGUUUUUGGGUUUGGGUAUUGUGCGAAUUCUAAUGAUUAUAAGGUUGUGAGAUUCGCAUAUGAUCGUAGCAACUUGAUCGAUAGACCUGAGGUUGAGAUUUACUCUGUGAAAACCGCGAUAUGGAAACCGAUCGGGUUCCCUCAAGACUCUAUGUGCUACCAUAUCCUUAGCGACUGCUCACAAGUCUUUUUCAAUGGAUCUAUUCAUUGGUUAGCAACCGAUUUAGGAGUUUCACAUUGCUCAAUCCUAACAAUGGACUUGAGUACAAAUCUUUUUGGGGAAAUCCAAUUGCCUGAGUAUCUAGUGAACUACUCGUCAAUGGGAGUGACUUUAACGGUUGUUGGAGAUUCUUUAGGUGUGAUUUAUUCAAACCGUUGUACAGUUGUGGGUUCAAGCACUUAUAAGAUAUGGGUUAUGAAGGAGUACAAGAAACCGGCUUCAUGGACAUUGAUAUAUGAUGUCCAUUAUCCGGAUACGGAUUUAGGGAGACCUUUGAAAUUAAGACAUAAUGGGGAUUUGGUAACUGAAUCACGUCGAUGCAAUUUAUCGAUUUAUAAUCGUGAGGCGAGGUGUUAUACGGUUGAUGGGUGUUGUAGCAAAGGUGUUAAAUUGUGGUCGAUUUCUAUAGACAAAUACGAAGAGAGCCUGGCAUUGUUGGAUGCAAGUGAUGGUAAUAAUGAAGAGUGAUUGGCAAGGUAUGAAGUAUUGUAUAUUUUAUGUGUGUUUGUGUAUAUGGUUAUUGUAUUGUAAUGAUUUGGCAGUAAACAUGGUUUGUUUGUGUAAGAAAUUUAAGUCAGUUGGCUUGUGUUUGAAUGUGGCUUGGCUUUGUACACAUCCAUUUCCUUAUUCAU